AUGCGUGGUAGCGUCAUAACGUCACGGACUGUUGUGUUUUCAGUAGCAACCGUCGCUCGGUUCAUAAAGUCGUUUUUAAAAGAUGUUCAGCGGUCUGGAUGAGACGGCGGCAGAUGUCCCGGUCAGAGACCUCCCGUCCCGGCUGGCAGAAGAUCCGUCGGCCAAUCAGAAUGCUCGUGCUCGGCAGGACGUGUCGCGGGUGUCCCGGGAGGUGCUGGAGGACCGGUUCCUCAGAGUCCACGAGGAGACGCUGGUGCUCAAGCAGCAUGUUCACAAGCAGGAGGACAAGAUCAAGAAACUGGGCACGAAGCUGAUGAGGCUGGUGAAGGACCGUGGUCGUAUGGAGCAGCUGGCCCUGGGAGGAGGAGGAGGAGGAGGAGGCCCGGUGGUCCUCCGGCAGCGUGACGUGGAGAUGGAGGAGCUGAUGGAGGAGCUGCAGGAGAAGGUCCGCAGCCUGCAAGCCGAGAAGGAGGGCGUGAAGCGGCGCCUCCUGGUGGCCAAGCAGCAGCAGGUCAACUCCCACAGCAGGAGGCCGGCGCCCUACGGCCGCGUCCCGUCACGGGUCAACUCGGGGUUAAAGAGCUACUCCCCGCUUCCUCAGGCGCCCCCCAAGAGUAGGUCCUGGGUCCUGGGUCCAGAUCACGUGUCGGAACCUGAACUGGUUUUGUCUCCUGCAGGUUCAGAGGGAGGAAGAAGACCCCCUACGGGCCUCCUGCCUCGGUUCGGACACAGCCUCCUGGAGGAGGCCCGGGCCGAGGUCCGCAACCUAGAGAAAGUGCUGGAGCUCCAGAGGAGCCACUUGGAGGAGGUGCAGGCCGCGGCGGAGGAGCUGAGUGAGGAGCUGAGGAGGAAGGAGAACCAGCACCAGGAGAGACUCCUGCAGGUCCGAGAGCAGCAGACCUCCAGACUCAGGACGCACGUCAGCAGCAACGUGGAGAUGAUCCGCCUGCAGAAGCAGAUGUUCCAGAGGACGGAGAGGACGGCGGAGCUGGAGGGGCGCUUCCUGGGCCUGCAGGAGAGCCAGAGGGCGCUGAAGGUGGCUCACGAGGCAGCGAUGCUGAAGGUGGACCAGCUGUCGGCUCAGCUGAAGGAGGAGAGGCUGAGGAGUCUGGACCAGGAGGAGCGUCUGCAGAGCGCCUCCAUCUCCAGGCUGAAGGUGGAGCAGCUGCAGGAGAGGAUCAGCGAGGUGGAGCAGGAGAGAGACCUGCUGAAGGACGACAAUGACAGACUGGUCCACAGAGCCUUCGACGGGUCCCAGGAGCAGAGGGCUCAGAUCCAGGAGCAGAAGCUGAAGCUGCAGAUCGCUCAGCUGGAGGCGGCACUGAAGGCCGACCUGGUGGACAAGAACGAGAUCCUGGACAAGAUCAAAGCGGAGCGAGACGCCAACGAGAAGCUGGCGGAGGAAAACAGGAAACUUCAUCUACAGACUGUGGAGCAGAAGCAGCAGCUGGAGGAGCUCCAGGGCCGCCUGAAGUCCUGCAGCAGAGAGGAGCUCCACGAAGCCGAGCUCACCGAGGCUCUGCUGCUCAUUAAGAAGCGUCAGUCCCAGAGGAGUGGAGAUCUGUGCUUCCUGCAGGAGGUUGAGGAGGGAGGAGGAGGAAGAGGCGGGUCAGAGCUCCAAGCUGCUCACGCUGAGACCAUCCAGGAGCUGCAGAAGACCAGGAACCUGCUCAGCAUGGAGGCCAGGAUCAGCAGAGACUACCAGGCGGAGCUUCAGGCGGUGCUGAAGAAGAUGGAGGCCGACAAAGUGACGUGGGAGCAGCAGCUGGAGCGACAGGCGACGCUGCUGGACUCCAGAGCCGCCAAGGUCCAGAGACUGGAGGCUCAGCUCCGAGACCUGGCCUACGGCACCAAACCCUCUCGGUCCCACCCCGCGGUGAGCGAUGAAGACGAGUGUCCGGAGGAAGGUGUUGUCCUGGGCGCGGAGGAGAACCUGGUGGAGCUGCAGGUGGUGGGGGCCACGCUGUCCCCGUGCGCCCUGCAGGCCCUGGGGGGCGGCGAGCCCUCCACCUUCUGCACCUACGCCUUCUACCUGUUCGAGCCGCACGCCACGCCGGUGGCCACGGGCCGCACGCCGGCCUACGGCUUCACGUCCCGCUACGUGGUGGCGGAGGACCGCCGGCUGCUGGACUUCCUGCGCUCCGGCGCCGUCACCGUGGAGAUGCACGAGGCCCGCGGGCUGGACUGGAGGACGCUGGCCAGAGGGCGGCUCCGGCUGCAGCCGCUGCUGCACGACGGCAGGGUGAGCGGCACCGUGCCGCUGGUCGGCGUCUCCGAGGACACUCGCUCCUUCGGCUCGGUGGACUACUGGCUGAGGCUGAAGCUCCCGCUGAAGGAGACGCUCCAUCUGAACCAGCACCGGGUACCACCAGCCCGCGGGUUUGAUUCCGCGCUCCUCCUCCCGCAGCCUCCGUCCGGCUGGAACCAGCUCUCCAUCACCGUCCACCUCUGCAGAGACCUGAAGAAGUCCGCCGGCUCCGGGCCGCCGAGCCCGUACGUGGUCUACAAGUUCUACGACUUCCCCGACUACCCGACCGCCACCGUCCCGGACUGCUGCGACCCGGCGCUGGACGACCUCCGGUCCUACUCCGUCCGCCCGGACGCGGACCUGGACCGCUACCUGAGGGCCGAGGCCCUGCGGCUCUACGUGUUCGACGAAAAGGAGCAGCAGAUGGACUCGUACCUGGGGAAGACCCGAGUGCCCCUGCUGCCGCUGACCAGGGACCAGAGGAUCACCGGAGCGUUCCAGCUGACCGACCCCUCGGGACUCGCCGCCGGCCUCAUCGAAGUGACGCUGCAGUGGAGGUCCACCUACGCCCCUCCGCCGGCCGCCAUCGUGGCCGCCGAGGAGGCGCAGAGGGAGGAGGAGGAGGAGGAGGAGGAAGAGGCACUGCAGGAGGAAGACAAACCCCCCGAGGCCAGCGGGUCAAAGGUCGGCGGACCGGGCGAAACUCGUCGCGCUCUCGACCGUCGAAGAGCUGCCGAGCUGCCGGAACUCAGACCGAGGACUCGACCGGGGGACCAGGCCGCCAAAAAGGUCUCGUUCAUGGACCCGACAGCGCCGGGGGACCAGGAGGACCAGGAGGACCAGGAGGACCAGGAGGACCAGGAGGACCAGGAGGACCAGGAGGACCAGGAGGACCAGGGGGACCAGGGGGACCAGGAGGACCAGGAGGACCAGGUUUCUGCUCCUCAGGUGGAGGACGACGAGUCUGCAGGCCAGAGAGAGACUUCAGCUCCUGUUGUGAAGGGCGCUGCAGAGGAGGAGGAGGAGGAGGAGGAGGAGUCUCACUUCUCUGAAGGGCAGCUGGUCCCGGUCGGCUCUCAGUCUCAUUCUGACGACUCCGAGGUCUCUGAGGACAUCAUGGAAGAUCCAGAUGUGGAGGCCUCUCAGUCCGACAGCGACGACUGCAUCGUUCAGGAGCGCCCGGCGGGGAGGAAACCCUCCCAGUGCGUCCGGGUGGAGGUGGUGUCUCUGAGCCUGCGGCCGGGCUCCCGCGUGUCGCUGGACGGCAGCGUGCAGCGUCUGUUCGUGGAGUACCAGCUGCUGGACCUCCCCACGGAGGAGACGCCGCUGGCCCUGCCCAAGCCGGCCGGGGGCCACAGGGCCACCUACAACCACAGCAAAGUGGUUCCUGUGGACCUGGAGAACCACGGGCCGAGGAGGCAGCUGCUGAGACGAGUCCUGCAGGGCCGGAACCCCCCCAUGGAGAGGUGGGCGGGACUUAGACAGGAAGACAGAAUCCGGUUCACGGUGGUGAGCGAGCCUCCGGAGGCGGAGGAGCAGGAGAGGGAGUGUGAGGAUGUGGGCGUGGCUUAUAUCAGGAUCCCCGAGAUCCUGGAGAGACGACAAGACCUGACUGAGACCAGCCUGGAGGUGGUGGACGUGGAGGACAGCCGUCAGGUGGUCGGCAGUCUGAUUGUGUCUGUGGAGGGACUGGAGGCUAUGCAGGCCAUCAUGGAGGAGCAGGACCAGGAGCAGGACCAGGACCAGGACCAGGAGCAGCACCGGGACCAGGAGAGAACCCUGGUCUCCUCUCUGCUUCCAUCAGCAUGAGGGAACCACAGAACACAGAACAGAAGAGUUCAGCAGGUAGUCCAACAGGUCUCACCUGAAGACCUUCAGUGAACGAUGAUGAAGAUCUCCAGAGGAUCUAUUUUUAAAUGUUAAACCUUGCACUCUGCAGGUAUUUAAUAUGUAUUUAAUAUGUAUUUAAUGUGUAUUUAAUAUGUAUUUAAUAUAUAUUUAAUGUGUAUUUAAUAUGUGUUUAAGACGUAUUUAAUAUGUAUUUAACAUGUAUUUAAUAUGUAUUUAACAUGUAUUUAAGACGUAUUUAAUACGU
Molecule: messenger RNA, 4343 nt
Organism: Pseudoliparis swirei
Lineage: Eukaryota; Metazoa; Chordata; Actinopteri; Perciformes; Liparidae
Gene: rpgrip1l
Product: RPGRIP1 like
Exons: 23
Coding region: 83-4057 (1324 amino acids)
Biological process (GO): retinal rod cell development; non-motile cilium assembly
Cellular component (GO): photoreceptor connecting cilium
Source: RefSeq, a predicted model, not a curated record